UUAUAUGUUAUAUUAGAUUAACAAAAACUAGUGUUAAACUAAAAAUAUUUUUUUUUUUGGUUUUUUAAACAUGACUUUAAUUAAGUUAAUUUUGACAACAAUUUUAUUGUUUUCAUCGGUUAAUUGUAGUCUAAUUGUUAAACGGGAUACAAAUAAUGACUCACCAUUUGUAACGAUUGGCCAGUUUUUGAACACAACUCUGGGCUCAUGGAGGACACGACUACACCAACAACAACAACAACAAACUAACCUAACGUUACCGUCGAUGGACUCAAUUCUGGCAAAUGCUGGCCAACUGCGCGAACAAUUGCGUACAGCGGCUGGCGAUGCCAUUCAGGGACUACGCGGACAGUUGGCCAACAUUACCGAACUAGUAAAUCGCCGGCUAAGGGAUGCGGCCACCAAUGAGGCCGGUGUUGUCUACGGACUGUACGGUCAAGUGGUCAACGCCAGUUCGGGUAUUGGCAACAACAACGAGACCCGACAACGUGUUAGGCAAGCGUUUACAAUGGCCGCCGACCGAUUGGCCAAUUUGAGUGCCCAAUUGGCCAACAAUUCCAUUGAAGUGGCCCGUGAUUUGCGUACGACAGGUAGUCAACGAUUUAGGCGGGCAUUGGCCAGAGCUGGCAACGAUACUUCCCGAGCUUUGGGUGCCAUACAAGUGGCCAUCGAUGCUGUACGCAAUGAAACUGCGGUUCAACUAAAUAGCACUGCUGUCCAGCAAAACGUAGCCAAUCUGGCCACUAGUGGCCGUAAAUUGGCCGGACGUUUGCGCGAUUUAGUUAACACUACAGCCGCUGAUUUAGGCCAACAAAUGGACAGCCGAAGUAUGGAAUUGCGUGAAACCGGUAGACAAUCGCUGGUAUCGUUGCGCACAGGUAUCGAUAGUUUGGCCAACAGUUUAGGCCAAUGGAGGACGACUAGUGUAUCGGAUAGUGUGACUACCGGUGCCGAUAGUCUACAACAAUCGGUUAGUAAUGCCGUACAAACAGCUGGCGAUAAGUUAACCAGAGAGUCGAUGGCCAUCGGAGAUCAGAUUCAAGCACUGGUAGCUCAGCAAACAAAUACAAGCCCUAUAUUUGGCUAUUAGUUAAUAAUAAUAAUAAUUUUUUUCAAAUGAUUUUUAUUUUAAUUAUACAUUUAUACAAUUUG
Oppia nitens is the source of this 1152-nucleotide messenger RNA. RefSeq lists its product as uncharacterized. Lineage: Eukaryota; Metazoa; Arthropoda; Arachnida; Sarcoptiformes; Oppiidae. The record is from RefSeq and is a predicted model, not a curated record. Bases 71 to 1090 code for a protein of 339 amino acids. The transcript is spliced from 2 exons.